AAUUUGAACAGUGUGUCAGUUGGUGAGGUAGGAAACGUGUGUAUAGAGAGAGCAUAGGCCUUGUUUGUGGCUUUGUUUGCCACUAAAAGUGAACUGAAUCAACGAUGGAAGGAGAGUGGGAGUUGUCAAAAGAGAACAUCCAGCCAAGGAAGGAUGGUCGCGAUUUUAACAGUUUGAUAGCUGGACUUACGCCACGAAAAGAGUCAAUGCUUCAGAGAGCAAGCGAGAUGCAGAGAUACGAACAAGCUAUUAGAAAAAACGAUGGACCUGACCCAUUAGAAAAUUGGUACAAGUACAUCAUCUGGACAGAACAAAAUUCACCAGAUGGAGGAAGUCUAGAAGUUAAACAAAUUCUUGAAAGAUGUAUUCAACAUUUUGAAAAAGAGGACAAGUAUAAAAGUGAUUCAAGAUAUGUUAAGAUUUGGGUAAAAUAUGCUGAUAUUAUUCGAGAGCCCUUGGAACUAUUCAACUAUAUGCAUGACAAAAGCAUUGGAUCUUCACACACAAUAUUCUUUGAGAACUGGGCUGAUGCUCUUGAAUGUGUUGGCAAUUAUCAAAAAGCUGAUGAAGUGUACCAGUUAGGAAUUGCAAGAAAUGCCCAGCCCCUGCUUCGUCUUCAAAGGCUUCACGAAUCCUUUAUGCAGAGGCUUGCUGCAAAAAUAAAAGGCGAUGUAGAUGAUUUUGUCCAGCAUGAUGGUGAGGAAAGAGCAUCACUUGCAUCCUUAAAACAUGCUAAAAGCGGAAAAGUUGAUCAUGAUCGAAUAAAAGCCAAAUCAGGGAAAACAUCAACAGGUCUCAAAAUACAAACUAGUAAAAAACAGAUACAGGCCCAGCCAAUUGUGGUGUAUGAAGAUGAAAAUGCAUCAGAAUCAAAGGUUCCAGCAGCCAGAGGUGAAUGGAAAGAACCACCGAUAAAUUCCAAAAUUAUCAAGGAGAAUGCCAGUAAACCUGCCAAAUGGACCUCAUCCAAGAUUUCUAGCAAACAAAGCACCUGUCUUUCACAACCAGGAUUUAUGAUUCAUGAAGAUGAAGAUGCAGACAUGAAACCAGAUCGCACACCAAAGCAAAUUGUCAUGAGUGACAGAAAGCCACUCAGUUCGAAGAAAGUUGCCAAAGAACCAAUUAUCAAUCCAUUAGAUACUAUGAAAAAGAUUGAUGAAUGUCAAUUUGUAGAGCGAUACUGCAAAUCUGAUGUGUACCUUGGUAACCAAGAGUUUUCACUGGAAGAGUUGCGAGCACUCAACCCAAAGUAUGCUGUGCAACCCAUCAGGGAUGACUGCACCUCUCACUUUCCAACUGACAUGGAAGAGACUUGUGUUUUGGGUACAGAAGUAAAGAUCUGUAUUCAGCAGGGCACUAGAUCCUGUGCAUUGAACACUAAAAAUAGAGCUGAGGUCCAGCAAAGUGAAGUAGCAGACUCAAAUCAGGAUGGUCUGGAGCGAAGCUCUUUUUUUCCUAGAAAUGAUGUGUUGCAAUCAUUGGUUAAAGACGAAAAGUCUGGAACCUCAAGGCAAAGGCUGAAUUUCUCAUCAGCUACUGAUAAGAUACAUGGGGGUGGUCUAGAGAAGUCUGUCGCAAAUCUUUCUACUUACGGAACAUGUUCCAAUAAUUUAGAUGAAUCUAGUCUGGACUCUUUAGAUGAUAUAGAAGACUAUAUGGCAGGGCCUGUUGAAAGUACAAGUAAGCAUAACAUUUCCCGGCUACCUCUACCCAACCAGUUCAAGGGAAUACGUGAUGUUAUGCGGGAUUCGGAAAUAACUGAGAUCGGAACCAAACCCGUUGAUGGCUAUAACAGCAUGAAGUUUUAUGGACCAACAGAAAGUACCAGUGUACAUGGCAUUCCGAGGUUCAGAGAAGAAGGCGAUGGGUUUCCUGGUACCGGAUUUGAAGUUUCCCAGAUUUCCUCAAAGGAAGAUUUAUCAAACGAAAACCCUAGAAAGAUGCCAGAAAAUAGUAUUUUUGUGGGUGAUGAAUUAGAGGAUGAUGCAAGUUUUGCGUGUUUGGGUCCAGAUAUUGAGUUUGGUAAACCAGAACUUGGAGGAAAAAAUGUGAAUGUCGUACAUGAAACCUCCACGGUGCGCUUGCCUACUGUUGAUCCCAGUGCUAUGAAUGUUUCUUCAGCAAGAGGAGACCAUCCACAAAAUACUGGGUGCUGGAUACAAGUUUCUGGUAAUCCACUAAAGCCAAAAGUCCAUCCAGUGCAGCAAUUAACACCAGCAUCAAAGGUCAAGCGAUCUUUACCUUACAACAGCGGGCUGGCUUUCCCAGUGCCACCUAAAAGUCCCAUUUGGGCGCCAUCUCCAACAAUUCACACCAAAGUAGCUACACAAGCUAUUCAUGAGAUGUGGAGAGCCGAUGAUUUUACUAUUAACUCUACAAUUGAAGCGUCCAACGAUUUUGAGCAGCAGUUUGGUGAUAAACCCGCUUUAGCUCCUGGUGGGUGCUUUAAAAUAUUUGAUGAUGAAUUAAAUGGUGAUUUUGGAAACGAAGAGAAUCAGUCAAUUGUUUCGAGGGAAAAGAAGCCUAAAUUGGACGAGACAGGAGUGACAGGAAAUAACAUGAAAAUUUCCCGACAGCAAUCGAGCUGCACUAACGCGUUGGUCGAUACGCAGCACAUGUCAGUAAGUCAUGGGCGGCUCGAAUACACGAUUUCUGAUCAUACAGCUUCGAAUGUCUCUGCAAAAACAUCUACGCCCUUCUUUCCAGCUGAACCGCGCCCGAGUUUUUCCUGCACAGCCAUUGGCAACCUGCACGAUUCAGAGAUACAGCAGGCUGACGCUACGCAGCAGCUGGCUUGCGAUUCGAAAAACUUAAGCACAAUACAGGAACAAAGUGGCGAGAGCUCUAGCGACACUUUCAGGAAGUCAUCGUCCUCAAGCUCGCGCGGAUUCUCAGAAGGAAGUGAAUCCAACAUAGAUGCGAUCUGCUCGACAACUAACAGGCAUUUGCAUAAUACGCCCCCUGUGUUUGUUAAUGACGAGGUUGCCAAAGACAGUAAGCCAGAAAACAAGUCGGCAGUUCACGAAGACAACAUUUUAAAGAAGUUUGCUGAAGCCGAAACAAGUCACGUCGAAGCAGCAUUGCAUUCACUUACAUUGAACGCAGGGUUGUCCAAUGUGUCAGUCUCUGGAAGAAGUUUUACUUCAAAGCCUGUAGAUGUCUCUGGCUCAAAAGCAAUAACGGCCAUUGUGAAAACAAUGGAAUUCGAAAUCUACCCAAACCUAACUUUUGAGACGGAGAAGUCGCUCAAUGAGAGAUUUUUCGUAAAUAGCAAAGUACUGUUAGGUGAUGACGACUACAAGAUUGUCAAGAAAGUAGCUACUGGUGGUUUUGCAGUGGUUUAUUCUGCUUACAACCUUAGCCGUGGUGAUAGCGAGGAGACUGCCCUGAAAGUAAUGAAGUCUCCGAUACUGUGUCAAUGGGAAUUUCACAUUGGCACACAAAUACAAAAGAGACUAGUCCAGAAUGACAUAGAUCCCAAAUUACACGACUGCUUUAUCCAACCAUUGAGCGGUUAUGUAUAUUCUGAUGCAGCAGCCAUUCAAUUUCCCCAUCAUCCUGGUGGCACAUUGUUGGACCUUGUUAACAAGCAUUUGAAAGAGAGAGUCGGCCAGACAGACACGUUCGCACUGCUUUACGGGCUCAAUGUCUGCAAACUGGUAAAGACGAUGCAUGACUGCUCUAUUAUACAUGGUGACGUCAAACCUGAUAAUUUCUUGCUGAAUAGAGUCACAGGCAACGUUGACAACCCAACUGAGAUCAAUUGCCUGACCUUAGCGGAUUUCGGAAGAUGUCUCGAUCUAACUUUAUAUUCGAAUACAGUGACCUUUAUUGGCAGCUGUAAUACAGACAAAUUUGAAUGCAUCGAGAUGAAGAAAAACUUGCCAUGGAAAUAUCAGAUCGACUACUAUGGCGUGGCUGGAACGAUCCAUGUUGUCCUUCAUGGCACAUAUUUGGACUGUUAUCUCUUCGGUGACAGGUACAAGCCAGUCAAAGUUGCAAGCAGACGACAAGGCAAAGAAUUUUGGGCAUCUGUUUUCGAUCGUUUGUUGAAUGUUUCUGAUUGCAACGACCAGUCUGUCCUUGAGGGAAUAAUUAAAGAUUUUGAAAGACGAUUAAUUGAUCCUGACAGGCAAAAGUCAUUAAUGGAACUGUUGAGCUUGCAAAGAGCAAUGGCGUCAGGCUAAGAAACCUUUGUUGUGACCUCAUCAUUUUUGAAGGAACCAAAAAUGACUGAGGAUUAUGGCAAUUUUGUAAAUGAUAUGGUUUCACCUCCUCCAAUUGAUUAGCUCUUUUUUAGGAAUGAUACACUAGUAUUCUUUUUGGUAUCCUGGCUAGAUACCUCCUAAAACUAAUUACCUUAAGGCCAUGUUUUUUAAUCUGAAGAAAAAAGUGGUGAAUAUGUUGUACUCAAGUAGAGCUGGAUUUUCAAUUUCGGCAAUAAUUGAAGAAAUUCUGUAAAGUUAUCUACAAUUAUCUUUACAGUCAUGAACAAUAAUGAAAUUGCUAUGAGGUUUAUAAGAUGUAUAAUAUGAAAGUAUCACUGCCCUUCCCUUUUUUAAUGAACAAUAUUUAUUCCAAUAUCACCUGGGUAUUUAUGUGGUAAUUUUAGUCACAGGAACCCCACCACAUCACUGACAACACAUUAAAUGUCUCCCAAAAUGUUUAAUCCUUUCCCAAUUAUUGAGCAGUUGUUACAGUCUACGUAUUUGUGCCCAAUAUCUUAACUACCCUUAAAAGGAGGAUACCGAUUUUAAGUUGUAAAUAGUAAAUUAACAUGAUAUGAAAAAGCCUUUUCACAGGGGCUAAUGUAGCUUAACUUUUGAAAAAAUUGUAUUUUCGUUUAAUCAUGUUCUGUUAUUAUGCUACCAGCUAA
This is a messenger RNA of Rhopilema esculentum, 4876 nucleotides long. RefSeq lists its product as uncharacterized. Gene Ontology annotation, cellular component: nucleus. NCBI's taxonomy places the organism in Eukaryota, Metazoa, Cnidaria, Scyphozoa, Rhizostomeae, Rhizostomatidae. Gene Ontology annotation, molecular function: protein binding; ATP binding; protein kinase activity. The record is from RefSeq and is a predicted model, not a curated record. Gene Ontology annotation, biological process: meiotic sister chromatid cohesion, centromeric; protein phosphorylation; mitotic spindle assembly checkpoint signaling.